AUGCCGAUCCCCAUCCUGAAUGCGUUCUCCCUCUUGACGGUCGCCCUCAACCGCAUACUUGCCCGUAUAGACCGUUGGGUCCACUAUGUCAGCGGCUACAUUCUGUACCUCUUCUUCAGGGGCCUGAAACCGCAGACUCACACCCGCCCGUACAAGACCAAGGAUGGCCGCUUCUACUCGCCAGCCGCUGUCAUCACCGGCGCUAGUGAGGGCAUCGGCCUCGCAACAGCGACCCACCUAGCUGCCAGGGGCUUCACCGUCUUCGCCACGGCCCAAGACGACAGCGAGCUCUCCAAGAUCAAGUCCGUCGCGGACCAGUCCAACGGCACCAACAUCGCCCAGAGCGGCGGGACCAUCCACCCCUGCCUCAUGGACGUGCUCUCGCACGACUCCAUCUCGCACUGCGCGUCCCACAUCGAGUCCGUCCUGGCCGGCGACCGCGACAAGCCGCUCGUUGGCGUCGUCAACAACGCGGGCUACUGCAUGAUCUCGCCAAUGGAGCUGACGCCCGAGAAGGAUGUGCGGCGGCUGUUUGAGCUGGACUUCUGGGCGUAUGUCGCUGUGAUCAAGGCCUUCCUACCGCUGAUGAAGCAGAACAAGGGCCGGUUCAUCAACGUCAGCAGCUAUGGUGCGUUCGUGAACCCGCCCAUGUGGGUGCCGUACUGUGCGGUGAAGGCGGCGAUCGACGGGAUGACGCGGGCGUGGAGGUUGGAAUUGAUGCCGUUUGGUGUUGGUAGGACUCCUCUGAUGCUCAUUCUGGCUCCCGUUGAUUCGGGUGCGUGUAGCUGA
Molecule: messenger RNA, 789 nt
Organism: Chaetomium strumarium
Lineage: Eukaryota; Fungi; Ascomycota; Sordariomycetes; Sordariales; Chaetomiaceae
Exons: 2
Coding region: 1-789 (262 amino acids)
Cellular component (GO): cytosol
Molecular function (GO): oxidoreductase activity
Source: RefSeq, a predicted model, not a curated record